Messenger RNA from Cyprinodon tularosa, 1367 nucleotides. RefSeq lists its product as uncharacterized. Lineage: Eukaryota; Metazoa; Chordata; Actinopteri; Cyprinodontiformes; Cyprinodontidae. The coding region runs from base 59 to 1210 and encodes 383 amino acids. Gene Ontology annotation, biological process: establishment of localization in cell; mitotic sister chromatid segregation; mitotic cell cycle checkpoint signaling. Gene Ontology annotation, cellular component: nuclear body; kinetochore; cytosol. The record is from RefSeq and is a predicted model, not a curated record. The transcript has 9 exons.
GAAUACUGUCAUUUUGUCCCACAAUCCAUACCAGUAGGUGGCGGUAAUUCGCAUUCAAAUGUACCGUCCACCAUUAAACAGCAGAAGAAGAAGAAGGAGGAGGAGGCGCGGAGAUUUGAAAACAAAAAUGGCGAAGGUCCGAGAAGUUCUGCAGCGCUGUGACCCGGUUCUGUUGGAGCCCUGCGAUGAGUCCGAACCGGACUGUUCGGAGGCUUUAGGGGUGGUUCUGUUUCUCACGGAGAGUCGGCGUGUGCAGAAGAUUCUGUGGCGUCAGCUGUUUGUUCUGGACUCCAUGGUGUCGCUUCUGGAGGGCCUGGAAUCUGCCCAGCAACUGAUGACACAGCCCUGCCCCCCGCAGCCAGAGGUCGGCGCUCGCAGCAGGUGGAAGGCUCUGAAGGCGGAGCUUAGCUCUGGGAUGGAGGAGACGGAGGAGCUGCUCAGAUCCCUGCAGGAGCGACUCCAGCAGAUCAGCAGCAGGAGACGCAGGCUGACUCAGCUCCUGCAGCUUCUGCACAGCAAGCGGCGACAGCGGGAGCAGCUGGCGGUGUCGCUGCUGAAGGCCCAGAAUGCUUUGCUGUCAUGUGAUCAGCAGCUGAAGCAGCUGAGAGGCGAGGCGGCGGCGGCGCUCGGUCAGCUCCUCUCAUGGCAGCAGUUUAGAGACACGCUGCAGGAACACGUCGUUGCCAAGCAGGAAGUGAUGGAGAUCAGGCUCAUCUCCUUUAACCAAUCAGAGAUGUUGGUAGAGAUCAGGCCACGCUUCCCCUCCGAUCCUUCGUCCAAUGAGCUCGAGCCGCUGAGGCUGUCGGUCAGCUGGCGCCACGACGACCGCUUCCUCCUGCAGGUAGACGAGCAGGCAGCCGGCUUGGUGGAGGGCUGCGGGUCGGGCUCCUGGAGCGAGCUGAGCACGCAGCUGCUGGCUGUCCUUAAGGGCUACCGGGGGCAGGCGGAGCUGCUCUGUGAGAUACAGUCGCUGAGGUCCUGCUACGCCAUCGACUGGUGCCCCGCCCAGCGGCUGCUGGUCUACCUGAAGUCUGCGUCGCUGGUGUGUCACCUGGAGGUGGAGGAGGGCUACCCGAGACACGGACGAGCUGUGCUGCGCUGCGUACGGCGGGACGGACAUCCCGUGGACACGGCGGCACUCAAGCCUCACACUGCUAACCCCUCCCUGACCAACUGGCUGGUUUUCCUCAGCACCAGUCCUCUGAUCUGAACCGAUCCGGUCCGGUCUGGUCCUGUCCUGCUCUUCCUGGGACCGUCUGUGUCGUGCCGGACCUUAAACCUGUGAACCUCUGACUGCUCCUCUUUGACACCAGCUUCAUGUUCAUGUCGACUUUGAUCCAAACAGAAUAAAUAAUAAAAGGGCUGCA